Messenger RNA from Dalotia coriaria, 1992 nucleotides. RefSeq lists its product as uncharacterized. NCBI's taxonomy places the organism in Eukaryota, Metazoa, Arthropoda, Insecta, Coleoptera, Staphylinidae. The transcript is spliced from 4 exons. The record is from RefSeq and is a predicted model, not a curated record. The coding region runs from base 596 to 1672 and encodes 358 amino acids.
ACUUUGUGCGUCCUGCGUUCACGGCGCGCCUCCUUGUUCUUCUUCUUCUUCAGCGCCAGCGGGGACCGCCCGAGCAAAAACCCACCGCACAUGGCCAUCGUCAACAAACCAAAGAGUUAGUUACCUGUCUGCUGCUGAACGCGGUGCCACGGCGAAGCGCGAGCGCACUGAUAGGUACAAACAUCGCGAAAGCCACAUUUAAUUAAUUAGUUACGUAUUAUAUAGAUAUUUUGUGCUUUAAAACAAAUUAAGUGCAGAAUAUAAUAAAUGAAAUAAAAUUGUUGAUUUGUUAAUGGGUGAUUGUUGAACACAUUGAUCAAGUAAUGACUAAUUGAUUGAAUCGAUUAUACCAGCUGGGAAAGCAUCAUCAAUGUGUGGGUCGGUGUAAAUUGAGUCGAUCACCACGACCGCGAAGAGCAGCCACAGCCGGAGCACAUUGGCUCUAAUUGGAAAUCCAAAGAUCAGCGAAUUCACCGAAAACGCAAACCGCGAUAAACACAAAUAGCUGGAUACAAUUACUUAAAUUACAUUCAUCAGAGUUAAUUAAAUUCGAAACUAUUAAAUAAUAAUUAUUUAAUUAAUAAACUUGUUCACAAUGUUAAAGUUAUUACUGCUAGUUGUGUGUUUCUGUGGGUUUAAUAACGCUGCACAGGCUAAAUCAAAAUCAUACGUGAAGAAUCUGAUCGGCGAGCCGGACUAUAGAAAGGUCCAGCUGCAUUGGGAGACGGACAAGUUCAAUGUCCCCGCGCCGGCCAACUUCCAAAUCAGGUACUGCGAGCUGCAAUCGUGGGGUUCCCAACGGUGCCGCACCAAAUUAGUUGACGACCAAAUGAAUGGCGAAGGCGCCGGGAUGGACAUCGACGGGGAAGAUCUACGCGUAUAUUCAACUGAAAUCGUCGGUUUACGAAUGGCAACCACAUAUUCAUUUGAAGUUAAGAUGAAGUCCAAAGGUACACGAGAAGAUCGGGCCGAUGGUGAUGACACCAAUCAGAAUAUCAUAGUCAUACCAACCAAAGGAUUUUCAGCAAAAGCAACGCAAUGUCUUCCUCACGCGUCAGAAAUAGAAGUUUCAACAGGUCCACACUUUGGUGGUCGAAUUGCUGUGGAAGCAGCCGAUGGUGAAAGAUGUGCAAUUGAUGGUGAACCACAUAGUUCUAGAGACACCUACACUUUGCGUAUAAAUCAUGCUGAAUGUGGAAGUGCAGUAAAUGAAACAACUGUGGCAACCUUUGUUUUGGUUCAAGAAAAUCUCCCCAUUCUAACGCAUAGCACAAGAAGAUUUUUAGUCCUGUGCACAUACCAACCAGAAACAUUGACUGUUCGAGCAGGUUUGAAUUUACCAAAUAAUCAGAAACAUCACGGUCAAGGACAAGGCAAAGUCACUUUGGAAGAAGAAAACUCUGUGAAUGAUAAAAAAAGCGAUAGAGGACGUACCGGAAGAGUACUACAUAAACCAGAAGCCUUAGUAAAUCCCAACGUUGACAAGUCUCGACGCGCCGACGAAGACACGCUCUACUUCCGCGUGCCUUUGAUCGUCGUCUUCCUUUUGAUGCUCGUCGGUAUCGCGGUCGGCCUGAUGGAGAUCGUCCGGCUGCGCAUUAAAGCACGCCUACUCAAGGAGUGCGACACGCGUUCAAUCGCUUCCAUGUCCAGUUGCAACACGAUCGCGUAGAAUAAAACCACGAGAACAAAAAAAACAACACGACUUUCUUCUCUUAUUUUAUUUUUAAAUUUAUGUUUGAUGUAGGUGAAAUUGUGAUGCGCAUUUGUUGUGGUUUAACUUUUACUUGUGUGCUUGCACCGUGCGCAGUUUGAAACACACAUCAAAGCAAUUUUCAAGCAAAAAUACAAACAGAACUUGUUUUGAUAAUCAAUGGAGACAAAUUGCGCACGGGUGUAUGCACGUAGACGUAGUGAUUUUUAACUUAUUACAUUAUUUUACUAGAAAUAUAAAUUUUGUAUAAAAAUACAAAAAUAAACUGCUAAAGUAAA